AUGGCUCCUUCUCUGACCACGACCAUUACGGCCACCGAGCCCAUGUCAUUGUCCACCAUCCUCAAGGACAAGAGGGCAGCCGAAGAGGAAAAGAGCGCGAUUCAGCGCAUCUCGCAUGGCCCAAUGCUUCCCGGCAUUCCGUCUUUUACUUCAGUCGAGAAGGAGCGUCGAUGGAUGCUCGAACAUUUGGCUGGCGCUUUUCGCGUCUUUGCCCGAAAGGGCUUCUGUGAGGGACUUGCCGGCCACAUCAGUCUUCGUGAUCCUGAACACAAGGAUUGCUUCUGGACCAACCCGCUCGGGGUGCAUUUUGGUAUGAUCAAAGUCUCGGACUUGAUCCUUCUUAAUCACGAGGGGGAGCCCGUCGGUGGUGCUACUCACCUUCCUAGCAACCGUGCCGGGUUCCAGAUCCACUCCCACCUUCAUAAGCGUUAUCCUCACGUCAACGCGGCCUGCCACACUCAUUCCAAAUACGGAAAGGCGUACUCCGCGUUCGGAAAGAGGCUGGACAUGAUCAACCAAGAUGUUCUGUAUUUCUACGGUGACGCCCAUGGCGUCUACAACGAAUUUGGCGGUGUCGUCUUGGACGAUGAGGAGGGUGAAAAGCUCGCGCAGUGCCUCGGAGAAAAGGGCAAGGGUCUAAUCCUUCUCAACCACGGGUUACUAACCGUCGGCCAGACGGUGGAUGAAGCCGCCUAUCUCUACACUCUGAUGGAGAGAUCGUGCGAGGUUCAGCUGCUCGCCGAUGCAGCGGCCGCGGGGACGGGUAAUGAGAAGAUUCUAGUCAACGAGGAUGCAGCUCGGUUCACUUUUAAGGCAGCGAGCGAUCCUGAGGGAUUAUACUGCCAUUUCCAGCCUGACCUAGAAUUGGAAAAGACCCUUACGUCAGGAAACUUCCUCAUGUAA
Scedosporium apiospermum is the source of this 903-nucleotide messenger RNA. RefSeq lists its product as uncharacterized. The transcript has 4 exons. The coding region runs from base 1 to 903 and encodes 300 amino acids. Gene Ontology annotation, molecular function: actin filament binding. The record is from RefSeq and is a predicted model, not a curated record. Gene Ontology annotation, cellular component: cytoskeleton. NCBI's taxonomy places the organism in Eukaryota, Fungi, Ascomycota, Sordariomycetes, Microascales, Microascaceae.